AUGGCUCCAAAGGUUUUUCUCACAGGUGUUACCGGGUACAUUGGCGGAGAUGUCUUCUAUGCAGUCUCCCAAGCACAUCCUGACUGGCAGAUUUCUGUCCUGGUUCGCAACAAAGAAAAGGCGGCUCAACUUGCCAGUAAAUACCCCAAUGUCCGAAUCGUGCAUGGAGACCUGGACUCCGCCGACGUGAUCGAGGAGGAAGUCAAGAAUGCAGAUAUCAUCUUCCACUGCGCCGACUGCGACCACGUCGCGUCUGCCACUGCUAUCGCCAAAGGCGCUACUCACCACACCCCUGAGAAGCCCCUCUGGUUAAUCCAUACAUCUGGCACCGGCAUUCUGACCGUCGAAGACUUCCGCGCUAACACCUGGGGAAUCGAGCGCACCAAGGAGCACAAUGACUGGGACGGAGUAGACGAGCUGAUGAACCUGCCCGAUGACUCUUUACACCGGAAUGUCGACAAGAUCAUCAUCGGGGCCGGCCAGCGUGCCCCCGACAGUGUUAAGACCGCCAUCGUUUGCCCCCCUACCAUCUACGGGCCCGGCCGUGGUCCCGGCAACCAAAAGAGUGUCCAAGCGUACUGGCUGGCUUCUGCCGUACUGAAAAGGAAGAAGGGCUUCCUUAUCGGCGAGGGCAAGAAUACCUGGCACCAGGUACACGUCCAGGAUCUCACCAAUGUCUACCUGGCCCUAGGGGAUGCCGCGGCGGCAGAAGGCGGCAAGGCCACCUGGAAUGAGCAGGGGUACUACCUCGCCGAGAACGGGUCUUUUGUCUGGGGUGAUAUUUCGCGUGCUGUGGCCAAGGUGGCUUACGAGAAGAAGCUGAUUCCGUCUCCUGAUGUUGAGCCAUUGUCAGACGAGCAAAUCACGGAGCUGAAUCAGUAUGGCCUGUAUGCUUGGGGGAGCAACUCGCGCGGCCAUGCCAUACGCGCGAGGAAGCUGUUCGGUUGGACGCCUCAACAGCCUAGUUUGAUGGAACUUAUCCCUCAGAUUGUCGAGAUUGAGGCUAAAGCUUUGGGACUGAUGUAA
Molecule: messenger RNA, 1026 nt
Organism: Aspergillus udagawae
Lineage: Eukaryota; Fungi; Ascomycota; Eurotiomycetes; Eurotiales; Aspergillaceae
Product: putative nucleoside-diphosphate-sugar epimerase
Exons: 3
Coding region: 1-1026 (341 amino acids)
Source: RefSeq, a predicted model, not a curated record